AUGCGGGGACAUCGGACAUGGGCACACUCCGGAGAUGUCCCAGAUGGGCCCGGGACGAGGGAUUAUCGCAGCCUCAGGGCCUCUGUGGAUCGGAGCAAGGAUUCCGUCGCCAAACUCACCUUUGAUGGCAUCGCCUAUGUCAUCUCCACACUGUCUCGGGGGAAGAAGCGGCAGGAGCGAGUGGUCCCAAAGUAUGCCAGGAGUUACGUGCCGUCGUCGACCGAGGAUGACUCCGUGUUUGCGGAGGACUCUCGCUAUCCUCCUCCUCCAGCAGCGUAUCGCACCGACGGCCUGCAGGAUGAAGUAUUCUUCGAUGUGACGCCGAAGGACGGCAGCGGGAUAGACGGCGCCGAAGGAGAUGCGACUGCGGCCGGUGAUCAGAUGAAGGAUCUCAAGAAACCUGAGCGUGUACCCUUCGUCAGCCCUCAGGUCGAAUUUCUGCAACCUAGGAGGUCUCCUGGCGGUUGGAGAAGAGGGAGUCGUUCUUGGCAAGGGGAUGUUGGGGCCAUGGGAGGGGAUGAAGUGGACUCAGGGGCAAAAGGGAUGGCACCGCCGGGGGGGAUUGCUCCCCGCAUCGGCACGGGGCGCAUCCACAGACGACUUCUGGACAACACCAAAGACAACUCCAAUCGAAGACAGUACGGCAUGGGGGUCAUCGGCCGAUUCUUCAAUCGUUCAUUCCGUCGUUCUGUACGAGACGAGCCACACGUGAAGGAGCAGCUGGACGACAUGGACGACUACAGGCCCUACUUCACCUACUGGGUGACCAUCGUCCAAUUCCUCAUCUGCAUCAUUUCUCUUGCCUGUUACAGGUUUGGACCUGUUGGAUUCGAACUCCAACAACAGUCCAGUCUGGCUGAUCUCAUACACCUUGGAGCCAAAUUUGCCCCUUGCAUGCGACGGGAUGCCCGCAUCUACGCUGAGAUAGAGAAAACUCGAGCGGAGGAAAGGGAAACUGCUUGCUGCAUUCGAAACGACAAGUCUGGCUGUGUUCAGGCCUCCAAGAGAGAAUGCUCAGGGACAUUGUCAACAUGGAAGAAGUGGGGUCCAUCUCAGUCUGGACCUGGUGGUCGGAUCUCUGGAUCUGUCUGUGGACAGGAUCCUAGUUACUGCAAGGAGCCAGCCUCAAUUGCCCCAUAUGAAUGGCCAGAUGAUAUCACACGCUGGCCAAUAUGCAAGCAUCCCUUGGACAUUGGUGUGAAUCUGUCUGGUCGGCAUGUGAAUCUCGGCUCUUCGGGGAAUGCAGCUGAACACAUGGUGUGCGAGGUCAUCGGACAUCCCUGUUGCAUUGGGAUCCAUGGGGAAUGCAGCAUAACCACCAGGGAGUAUUGUGAAUUUGUGCAUGGUUUCUUCCAUGAAAAGGCUGCCCUUUGCUCACAGGUCUCGUGUCUAGAUGAUGUCUGUGGUAUGAUUCCAUUCCAUAAUCCAGAGAUUCCGGAUCAGUUUUACAGACUCUGGACUUCUAUCUUCCUUCAUGCAGGGUUAAUACAUUUGGUGAUUACCUUGGUGAUUCAAUUCACCCUGAUGCGAGACCUGGAAAAGAUGGCCGGGCCUCUCCGCAUUGGGAUCAUAUACAUCAUGUCAGGUGUGGCUGGAAAUCUUGCCUCUUCUGUCUUUGUCCCCUAUCAAGCUGAGGUGGGUCCAGCUGGGUCCCAGUUUGGUUUGCUGGCAUGCCUGUUUGUGGAAGUGAUCAACGUUUGGCCGAUGCUGAAGCAACCAAGUUCGGCCCUCUUGCGUCUCCUUGUGGUCACCCUCAUCCUCUUCCUUCUGGGCCUCCUCCCCUGGGUCGAUAACUAUGCGCACGUGUUUGGCUUCAUCUUUGGCUUCCUCCUCUCCUAUGCUCUCCUGCCGUGCUCCAGGGAAACGCUCAUUGAAAUGGUUGAGAAACACAGUUUUGGUGUCGAACCGAUAUCUUGCCAUGCAUGGAACAGGGAUUAUACGCAGAUAGCGCUGUCACCUAAUAACAACGAAGUCCACGUCUAUCAGAAACUGAAAAACUCGGAGUGGAAACUAUUGGAUGUCCUGACAGGACAUGACCUCCUUAUUACAAGUAUCGACUGGGCACCAAAAUCAGACCGGAUUGUGACCUGUUCUGCUGAUCGCAAUGCAUACGUAUGGACCAAAGGGAGUGAUGGAAAGUGGAAACAUACUUUGGUGCUCUUAAGAAUCAAUCGAGCUGCUACCUGUGUCAAAUGGUCCCCUGAAGAGAACAAAUUUGCUGUGGGCUCUGGUGCAAGGCUGAUCUCCAUUUGCUAUUUUGAGAAGGAGAAUGACUGGUGGGUGUCCAGGCACAUCAAGAAGCCAAUUCGUUCAACUGUGACUUCCAUUGCAUGGCAUCCAAAUAAUGUCCUGAUUGCUGCUGGCUCAACUGACUACAAGACAAGAGUGUUUUCUGCCUACAUCAAAGAGGUUGAAGAAAAGCCUUCACCAACACCCUGGGGGCCAAAAAUGCCCUUGGGGCAACUAAUGGCUGAAUUUACUAAUUCUCCUCUUGGAGGUGGUUGGGUCCAUAGUGUGAGUUUCUCACCAAGUGGAAACAAACUCUGCUGGGUUGGACAUGACUCAUCAGUAAGUGUUGCAGAUGCAGCAAAAGUUGAUGAAGCUGCUCACACCCGAACUGAUCAACUGCCGUUCCUCUCGUGUGACUGGAUCAAUGAAAAAUCUAUUAUUGUAGCUGGCCAUGGAUGCUGUCCGAUGUUGUAUACUGUGGGUGAUCAGAACAAACUGACUUUGGUUUCCAAAUUGGAUGUCACUGCCAAGAAGGAAGCAGCUGGAAUCACGGCCAUGCGAAAAUUUCAAAGCUUGGACAGGCAAGCUCGUACAGAAAGCAGUGACACAUCUUUACCCACAGUGCAUCAAAAUUCAAUCACACAACUGGUGCUCAUGGAACAAGGGAAGAAGGUCUCAACAACUGGAAUUGAUGGCCAGCUUGUCAUUUGGGAUUUUAAGUCCCUGGAGUCAGCUGUUGCAGGGCUUCGCAUCUUGUGAUGCUUUCGUUUAAAAUUUUUGUCAAGUCUCAUAAUCCCAUGUUGUGAUUCUAAUUGUUACUUCCCAAUGACUUUUGUUCCUUGAUUAUGCCUGUUUCAUAUGGUAUUAUUGAGGUGAGAUUUUCUAUGAAUGCUUCAUUGAUUGCCC
This is a messenger RNA of Darwinula stevensoni, 3135 nucleotides long. The record is from the annotation of a GenBank genome assembly. NCBI's taxonomy places the organism in Eukaryota, Metazoa, Arthropoda, Ostracoda, Podocopida, Darwinulidae.